AUGAUAUCACCGAUAUUUCAUAUUCCAUCGCUGCCGGUGACGACAGAAAACUUUGUGUUUGACAACGUGAACAAGUGUGUCAAGGUCCAGGACCAGUACAGCCUCAAGCCUCAGUACAACCUCACCCUCCAGGCCAGCGACGGGGCCGCCUCGUCCACGGCAACAGCAGAGAUUAUAAUUGAUGAAGCGCCGCUGUCUACUCUGGUCUUCACUCAGGACCAGUACUGGGCCAACGUCAUUGAGAACUCCACUAAGGAGAUGAAUGUUGCUGCCCUGGGAGUGAAGGGUCAGCCGCUCAACCAUCACGUCCGCUACUCAAUUCUCAACUCAAACAUUAAAUUUGAAAUCCACCCGACUGCUGGCGUCAUCAAGACCACCGGCAAGUCCUUUGACCGGGAGGCAGAGGACCACUACACGCUGGUGGUGGAGGCGCAGGACAUUGAGGGCACAGCAAACGUGGCCCAUGUGCUGGUCCACGUGGCGGUGAUGGACGUGAAUGACAACGAGCCGGUGUUCCUCAACCAGCCCUUCCACGCCCUGGUGUCCACCGUGUCUCCGCGCAGCCACGUGGUCACUAAGGUGCAGGCAAUAGACGCUGACUCUGGGGAGUUCGGAAGUGUCCGCUACGAGCUGGUGCGAGGCAGCGGUGAACUCUUCGCCGUGAAUAAGAAGACGGGUGAAAUUUCCUGA
Molecule: messenger RNA, 690 nt
Organism: Eriocheir sinensis (Chinese mitten crab)
Lineage: Eukaryota; Metazoa; Arthropoda; Malacostraca; Decapoda; Varunidae
Product: protocadherin Fat 1-like
Exons: 3
Coding region: 1-690 (229 amino acids)
Biological process (GO): homophilic cell-cell adhesion
Cellular component (GO): plasma membrane; catenin complex
Molecular function (GO): cadherin binding; calcium ion binding
Source: RefSeq, a predicted model, not a curated record